AUGCCUCUCUACCAGCCCCCUGAUGUGCAUGCGCCGGUGCUGUCGCAAUUUUCCUUGGCCGGGAAAAUCGUCGCAGUGACCGGUGGCGCUCGUGGCAUUGGCCUGGAAGUGGUCCGUGGCAUGGCCGAGGCCGGGGCGGAUGUAGCGCUUCUCUACACUACCACCACGGAUGCCCCCGAGAUCGCCGCCCAAAUCUCCAAGGAGACAGGCCGUCGGAUCAAGGCUUAUCAGUCUGAUGUGACUAGCCGAGGCGAGAUCGCCGCAGCCAUCAACCAGGUUGCCGAGGAGUUCGGCCGACUGGACGUUGUCAUUGCCAAUGCUGGAACCUGUACCAACCGCCCCAACUUGGAAUAUGAUGAGCAGAGCUGGGCUCGCGACAACCGGGUCAACUAUGAUGGUGUGAUGUGGACAGCCCAGGCUGCUGGCAAAAUUUUCAAGAAGCAGGGCAAGGGCAACUUGAUUGUCACUGCGUCUGUGAGCGCCAUUUUGGUCAACAUUCCCCAGACUCAGGUCGCAUAUAACGCGUCCAAGGCAGCAGCCGUUCACCUGGCCAAGAGUUUGGCCGUGGAGUGGACAGACUUUGCUCGGGUGAACUGCAUCUCGCCCGGUUUCAUGCUGACCGAGAUGCUCACUCAGCAGCCUGCGGAGCUCAUGGAGAAGUGGAUGUCGAUGAUUCCCGGAGGUCGCAUCUGUGAUCCGGCCGAACUGAAGUCGGCGUAUGUUUUCCUUGCGAGCGACGCUUGCUGUUACAUGACUGGUUCUAACCUGGUUAUUGAUGGUGGCUACACUCUGCCUUGA
This is a messenger RNA of Penicillium alfredii, 798 nucleotides long. RefSeq lists its product as uncharacterized. The transcript has 3 exons. The record is from RefSeq and is a predicted model, not a curated record. The coding region runs from base 1 to 798 and encodes 265 amino acids. Gene Ontology annotation, cellular component: intracellular anatomical structure. Gene Ontology annotation, molecular function: oxidoreductase activity, acting on NAD(P)H, oxygen as acceptor. NCBI's taxonomy places the organism in Eukaryota, Fungi, Ascomycota, Eurotiomycetes, Eurotiales, Aspergillaceae.